UACAUAUUUAGCUCGCCUGUACAUUGUCACACGCUCUCUUUUUCAUUCGUUUUACCCUCUCUUUUUCAUUCUAAUUCAUCUCAUUAUAGCCCACGGGUAACAUCACCAGAUGGUCUUUUUUAUGCUCAGGAACCUCUUGUAAUGGCUGAUUCUGAGAGAGAAAUACUGAUGUUCUCUCAAAAUAUAGAAACGAUGAAUAUGGAGAUAUCUCAGUUACAGCACAUUAAGUAUCGGCUGAUGUCUAGGAAACAACAGCUUGUGGAUGAAAUUUCCAGAUCAGACAAAAAGACAGUCAUUGAGGAUAUGGAAAGAGAUACCAAAAAUAUUUAUGAUAAAGUAUUGCCCCUUGUUUCUGAAAUACAUAACUUGGAGUUACGAUCGUUGGAACUCAAAGAACAGAUUCAACUUGCAACUAUGGAGCAGGAGGCCAACACAUUACUCUCCACACUAACAGGAACUAGUACAAAAAAGAAAGGAAGUUUGUCAAGAUGGUUUAUGGAACUUGAGCAGAUGAAUACUGCAGGUUCAACAGUGAAUAACCCAAGGUAUCAAAUGUGGAUGUUAAAAUCAAGAGCUCAAAAGGAGAAACUUGAAUUCACAGUCUUUCAUUGUGGUGUAUGUGUCACAGUACAGAUAUUCCAAACCACACAGUCACAAGAACAAGAGGACUCCAGUGUCAGUGACCUUUCUUCAGAUUCCUUUGAUGUCUGGUCAGAUAUCUUUAUUCCCAAUUUGUUACAGACUGUAAAGUGCAGUAUUGUGGAGAAGUACUCUAUCUCGGGUGUUGUUGAACAUAUUACUCAGUACAUUACAGAUGAAAUUGUUCCUCAUAUUCAUGUGGCAUAUGAAGUACCAGAGAAAGGAAGCAAAGAGUGCAAGUCAUCUCCAUCAUAAACUUUUAUUAUUAACACUUUAACUACUGACAUGAAAAUUACAAUUUACAACUAUUGCUUCACAGCUGAUACAAAUGACAUGAUGGUCGGUAACGUCAUUUAUAAAAGUCGGCAAACAUCUCAACACAGUUUUAAGUUUGUCAGUGAUGAAUAUCAGGUAUAGCCUGGAUGACAGACUGGACAUGCCUAAUCAUGCUAGACACCAAUCCACCAAUCAUCAGGGCUCCUUGCAGUUCAUGGUCGAGUUUCACUGAUGAGGUCGGGCAUUGUCAACCAUGAAGACAGGGUGGCUUGCAAGUGCGUGAUUGUCAAAAUGAGAAACGGCAACUCUAUCCCAGAUGACAUUCUGGUAUCUGUGCCCAUUGAGUGUUUCGGGUACAGUCACCAGAUUCAGUUUACAGUCAAAGGAGAUGCACUCCCAGAACAUAACUGAAUCUCCACCAAAGGGAACUUCUUCCUGAAUGUUCCGCUGAUCAUAGACCAUGCCUCUAGAUCUCCAUACUCGAGUUCUACUGUCUGUUGUGUGGAGUUAUUAGGUUCUAUUGCGCUCUUGUGGCUCACAACCUCAAGACACUCCAUGGAAUCAUAUUUUUCGUUCCAGUCAUGGCACCACAACUGGUAUAUCAAAGGCUGUGGUAUGUGUUAUCCUGUCUGUGGAAUGGGGUAUAAUCGAAAAAGAGUAGCCCAUGAUGUUGCGACAGUGGGUUUCCUCUCUCAAUAUUUGUGUGGUACUUAACCAUGUCUGAUACCAUAUAACCGUAAAUAAAAUGUGUUGUGUGCAUCGUUAAAUAAAACAUUUCCUUCCUUCUUUCCAUGGAAUCAUAGUCAAAGUUGGUGGUAACACACAACAUGACGACAGUCCGAAAAUGUUAACAGAACUAUUGAAAAACCCCACAUUAAAAGCAAACUCAUUUCACUUUAAAAAUAGUGUUUCAUUAUAUUUCAAGUUUUAAAUGCAUCAAACGUGUUCUUUUUAACAAAUGGUGAAAGUCAAUAAAAGAAGACCCAAGAACAGUUAAUGGGUAACUGGUUAAGUGUGAAUCCUAGUUGACUGGAAUAUCUAAAAUGGAAAUGUCUCUUUUAAAGAUGAUGAUAAUGUUUUGCAGAUAUUUUGAUUAACAUGACCCCAACCAUUUAAGAAUAUUUUUCAAGCAACA
This is a messenger RNA of Gigantopelta aegis, 2050 nucleotides long. RefSeq lists its product as uncharacterized. The coding region runs from base 142 to 894 and encodes 250 amino acids. The record is from RefSeq and is a predicted model, not a curated record. NCBI's taxonomy places the organism in Eukaryota, Metazoa, Mollusca, Gastropoda, Neomphalida, Peltospiridae. The transcript is spliced from 6 exons.